Messenger RNA from Amphiprion ocellaris (clown anemonefish), 1449 nucleotides. RefSeq names its product acyl-CoA synthetase short-chain family member 3, mitochondrial. Lineage: Eukaryota; Metazoa; Chordata; Actinopteri; Pomacentridae. The record is from RefSeq and is a predicted model, not a curated record. The annotation marks the transcript as partial. The transcript is spliced from 8 exons.
UCCAGUUCAGAGUUCGCAUUCCUUCAGGGCUUUGUAGAAACUUCUUGCUGACACCUUCCCUCCCUCUCUGUGGCCCCAGAUGACGUCGCCGGCUGUUGCACUCUAGAAUCGGGGCCCCGGCACUGCAGAGAAACUCGUGCAAGUUCGCGAUGCACUUCCAAAUAAGACACCUUGUGCGCCUGAACGCCUGCGCUCGGGUGGAACGCCGGCCGGUGAGGAAACUGUGCGCAGCGGCACAACAACGUGGCGUCAGAGCAGCAGGACCACAUGCAUCUGCCGGUUUGAAGACGCGUUUCCAGGUGCGGGGCUGCAGAAGCUAUGCAUCCGACUCUGCGUACGGCCGAGCCUUCGUCACAGCGAGGGAACACCCCGAGAAGUUCUGGGCGGAGAUGGGGGAGAACAUACACUGGUUUGAACCGUGGAGGCAAACUUUACGCGUUGAGGAUCCGGUGUUUCCGAACUGGUUUGUUGGAGGAAAGUUAAACAUGUGCUUCAACGCUGUGGAUCGCCAUGUAGAAAGCGGCCGUGGACAACAGCCUGCCAUCAUAUACGACAGCCCAGUGACUGGAACUAAACAGGUCAUCACUUUCAGGGAACUGCAGGACCAGGUGUCCAGGUUGGCAGGAGUCUUGGUGAAGAAUGGGGUAAAGAAAGGAGACCUCGUCGUCAUCUACAUGCCCAUGGUGCCUCAGGCCAUGUUCACCAUGUUGGCCUGCGCUCGCAUCGGUGCCCCACAUAGCCUCAUCUUUGGGGGCUUCGCCUCUAAAGAGCUCUCCGUCCGCAUCGAUCACGCCAAGCCCAAGCUGAUGGUUACAGCCUCAUUUGGCAUCGAGCCAGGCAGAAGAGUGGAGUACAUCCCUUUGGUGAAGAAGGCCUUGGAGCUGAGCUCUCACAAGCCCUCCAAAGUCCUCAUCUACAACCGGCCCAACAUGGAGAAAGUAUCACUGGGUCCGGAGCUGAGCCUGGACUGGGAUGAGGAGAUGGCCACCGCUCGGCCACAUGACUGUGUUCCUCUGCCCUCCGACCAUCCUCUGUAUGUGCUCUACACAUCUGGUACCACUGGAACACCGAAGGGUGUUGUGCGAGACACUGCCGGUUAUGCUGUGAUGCUGAAAUGGACCAUGUCAAAUAUUUAUGGACUAAGUCCCGGAGAUGUUUGGUGGGCAGCAUCAGACCUCGGCUGGGUGGUCGGCCACUCGUAUAUCUGCUACGCUCCUUUGCUCCAUGGUAACAGCACAAUUCUCUAUGAGGGUAAACCUGUCGGGACUCCAGACCCCGGGGCCUUCUUCCGUGUCCUGUCUGAACACGGAGCCUCCUCCAUGUUUACAGCACCCACAGCUAUCCGAGCCAUCCGCCAGCAGGACCCCCACGCUGCAGUAGGGAAGAAGUAUCCUCUGUCCAGGUACACAGCAAACCUUAACACAACUAAACCGCAGGUGAAAGAAGGAG